ACGAUGAGAAGACAACGCGCAGGUCUAGCGUGUGAGAAGUGUCGAGCAUUAAAAGCCAAGUGCGAUGGACGACAGCCUGUGUGCGCCCGGUGCGAGGGUUACGGGUUCGACUGCGUCUGGCCCACAAGACGGCGAGGAGCAGCCGGGACAACAACACGCCCUGGGGGUCUUCGCUUACUCGCACAGGCAGAAUUACAGCAGGAUGGACCGGACCGGACAGAGUCUCCGGCUGGAACGCCGCAGCCGACGUAUGUGGCGAUGGUUGGAAUGUACGAGGCGUUGAUCCAGGAAGUACGUGGGCAUUUAGACAGUAUCCAGCAGGGUGCUCUUGAUGAAGGACUACGCAAUAUCCGACGGCUGGCGAGUCGUGGCGUUCGUGUACAGAGUACUAGCAGACUAGAGGAGGAGACGACAGCCUCGUCGCCCACUUAUGUCGGCAAAGCAAGCGAGGUGCAUUUCAUCCACAGUAUCCGGCAGUGCGUGCAUGGCACCGACACUUCAAACACGGGGGACGGCAUUCAAGCUCAGAGUUACAGCCAGACAGACGUUACGGACGGGCUGGCGGACCUGAGGUAUCCCCUGUUGGUGCCGUCGAAUACGGAAGCGGCUCAGUUCCUUGACGUCUACCUGUCAACCAUCCACAUUGCGUAUCCGUUUCCCUCAAAGGCUAUAUUGUACGAGGCAUUCGAGCGCUUUCAGAACGGGGACGUCCAGGAGCCCGAGUUUCAACCGUCAUUGGCAUUAUUCAAUUUCAUCUUUGCCAUUGGAUCGUAUUAUACCUCGUUCCUCCACGGAAAGCACUCGGUCUCCCGGGACCACUUUCGAUACUAUGAACAGGGGCUCUACUAUUCCCGAGAACUCAGGGCAGAUUGCUCCCUCAUCAACAUCUGGGCGUUGCUGGUGCAGUGCUUCUUCCUACUUGCAGUCUGCCAUACGGAUCGCUGCUGGAAUACCCUUGGCAUGGCCAUUCGGAUGGGUCAAAGCAUUGGACUCCACGUCGAGUCACCUCCCAGUGGGAGUUCCAAACAGCCAUGGAUGGCAGACCGUGCACACUGGCGCCGGACAUGGUAUUCAAUGUACAACUUGGACAGAUUACUGGCCCUGCAGCUUGGAAGACCGAUGGCUAUCCACGAAGCUGAUUUCCGGGUGGAAAUGCCGGCCGCAACCGACCUGUCACCCUUUGACCCACCAGGGAAGGGCGACGCCGAGCAGGGUCAGAACAAGCUCUCUGGUCGUGGAUGCAUGAUGGACUAUUUUGUGCAUGUGAUACAUUUCUCGCAUAUUGUCGGUCUGGUCGUACGGGAGCUCUAUCGCCCAUCACAAAUUGAUCUUUCUCCAGAUCAGAUGCUGUACAGCGCGUCUGGGCUCGAUCGGCGAUUAACGGAGUGGAAAGAAAGUCUCCCGCGGCAUCUGAGGUUCGACCUUGGCCACACGUUUGAAAAGUCCAUCUCAUUUCGACGACAGAGGAAUAUGCUAGCUGUGAAAUUCCACCAUCUCCGUGCUCUGAUCCACCGCCCGUUUCUGUGUCUCCCGAUGCUGCAGAUGAACAACCAACUGUUCAUGAACCUUCUUCUUCGCAACAAGGAGCGCAUCUCCGAGGCGGAGUCGAUCUGUCUCCACGAAGCCCAGCAAACGGCCCGUCUGCUGCACAAUGUCGUCGACGAGGCUGCUCUUGUCCACGAUUUUCCCUGGUGGCAGAUGAUCUCGUGUCUGAUAUGCGCUAGUUCCAUCCUCUUCGUCGCCGAGGGGUUUUACGGCCACACCAAUAGUCUGCUCGACGGCCGGACAAUGCCGCAGGGUCUGCGUGAAGACGCUGAGACCUGUCUGACAGUAUUUGAAGCUCUGAGCGUCAACUCGGCCGCAGCCAAACAGGCGGCGAAUAUGCUGGAGGGGCUAUCACGCAUGCGCCGAGCGGAUGUUCAUGCUCCGACUGUUCUACCUACUGCAGAAGUAGAUCCGAAUCCUCUUCCAUCCCCGUAUCUGACGGGCGACAUGUCCAUGCUGUGCGAGUGGCCCAGUGAGAUCUCGAGCGCGAUGGAGUGGUCUACGCGUUUCUUAGAUUACCCUCUUGUGCCUCCAGAUUCAGAUCUGCCAUAGCACUAGUAUAUAUGGAUAUCAGAUGAUAGUAUUACUCGUCCGGCUAAUACGGAUCUCACGGUCUAGCGGGAAGCAGUGACGUCACAGCCAGAUAUCUACAAAUAGUCAGCACUAUCAAAUUAGUAUGCCUGGAGUCUUGAACACUUUUUAGCCUAACUGGUUUAGUGUCACAUUGCCAACAUACUUAGGCAGACUCCAGCCAGAAUAGACUUACUGCAUACUCAGGUUCCACUGCACUUCCGUAAUGCCAUCUCAAAUUCCCUCUAUCCCUUCUCCCACCGACCACGAACCACUAGCUAUCCACGAUUCAAAGACAGCAGGUGCAUCUACAUAUUUUCUCAAUUCUAUAUAUAAAAAAAAUCCUUAUCCUAGAGUACUAAAUUUGUGCGAACUUCUAGAAAACGAAUGCCGGAUCUGCUUUGAAGAUCUGCUCGAACCCUUUGCCCACCAGUUACCCUGCGGGCAUAUCUUCCACCGCGACUGCGCUGAUCGCUGGC
This is a messenger RNA of Penicilliopsis zonata CBS 506.65, 2594 nucleotides long. RefSeq lists its product as hypothetical. Gene Ontology annotation, cellular component: nucleus. NCBI's taxonomy places the organism in Eukaryota, Fungi, Ascomycota, Eurotiomycetes, Eurotiales, Aspergillaceae. The transcript has 5 exons. Gene Ontology annotation, molecular function: DNA-binding transcription factor activity, RNA polymerase II-specific; RNA polymerase II cis-regulatory region sequence-specific DNA binding; zinc ion binding. Gene Ontology annotation, biological process: DNA-templated transcription; positive regulation of transcription from RNA polymerase II promoter by galactose. The coding region runs from base 4 to 2097 and encodes 697 amino acids. The record is from RefSeq and is a predicted model, not a curated record.